ACGGUCAGCACCGCUUCGUCCAGCUCUGCAGCAGCAUCUCUGUCAUUUGCUGAAUCGGCAUCAACCGACGCUGAUUAAACAAGCGCAGCGGCCACGGUGAAAAAUAUGGGCAACACCGCCACGUCUCCUUCGAUGAGUACAGGCACUGCAAGCUCGAAGCUAGAAAGGGAACCGACAGUCGUUAACACCUACAUCGCGGCGGGAAACGCUACGAGGGCCACCGCUUCAAGAUCAAACACAGGUGCAAAGGUCAAAUUUCUUGACAGCAUCGAAGAGACAUUCACGAUGUCGUCAACAGUCUCUUCGACGGAUACAUCCCUGUCAGCCAAUAUUUCCAGCGCAACAGGAUCGCCGAUCCCAUCUCCGAGUACAAUCUCGACAGUAUCAGACAGCACCAACGAUAUAAUGACUACAGUUUCUAGUUCGGCUGACCCUAUUAACGCUGGUGCAGCUUCUUUCACUGAAGCCUCGAUGACUACCACGUCUAGAGUGUCUACGGCUGGAGGUGCCGCCACAAGUGGAGCAAGCGUGCUAACCACGUCCUCCGGUGCAACCUCAAGUGCCGAUGAGAUUCCCAGCACGACCGUCGCCGAAGCGCCGGCCUCAUCGGUAACGCGCACCGUGUCGUCCUACACUCUCCGUGUCGAGCCGUCAGGCGGUGCGGGUACGUUGUCGACCUACAUCCCAGCGACCAUGACGAAAGUCUCCGUGGACGGAUUCGCAUCGACGAGCACCGCGACGCUGAGUGCAUCCUCCGUCUUCGCCGAUGAUGAUGGCUCCCUCACGACGGCAUACAUGUUGCAGACGGUCAUCGUUGUGCCCGGUAAUGCAACAAAGAGCGUCAUCGAAGUCGUCUCUGCCAGCUCGAGGGUUCAAGGUAUACUCUCGGGUCCAAAUUUUGCGCCUUGUGCUUUUCCUUUGCCGAGCACGGGCAACAUUAACAUGGUCUUUGUGCUCGUCAUCACUUUGCUCAGUGCAUUUGGCCUGCUCUCGUAAAUCGUUUCACAUCACUACUCUCUGACAAGGCCUAUUCCAUGGAAUCGCAGUUCAAAAGCAACGAAUCAGUUCGUUGGAGACUUCUUUUCUCUCAGCCAUUGCAAAAUUCAACUCCUCGCAUCACG
Messenger RNA from Tilletiaria anomala UBC 951, 1121 nucleotides. RefSeq lists its product as uncharacterized. NCBI's taxonomy places the organism in Eukaryota, Fungi, Basidiomycota, Exobasidiomycetes, Georgefischeriales, Tilletiariaceae. The transcript is spliced from 2 exons. The record is from RefSeq and is a predicted model, not a curated record. The coding region runs from base 106 to 996 and encodes 296 amino acids.